AUGUCAUAUUCUUAAAGAAACUUUUAAAAUUUACCAUUUUAUUCUCCAGCAAAAUUUGAAAAUGAUCAGAAAGAUUUGAUGAUAUCUUAAUUGAAAGCAGAAAACUUUGAAUUGAGAUAGAAUGCAAGAGAUUAUUAAGAAUUGGCUACUCAUUUGAAAUCAUUAGAAAAUAGGUGAAAUUAGUAGUUAAUAUUAGAUAUAAUACAUUACAUGAAGAAAAGAUGAGAAAUGAAGUAGAAUAUAGAAAUAGAAGUGAUCAAACAUUAAAAACAAUAGCAAAUUUAAGAAAUGAGAUAGAUAGUUUGAAAUCUUAAAUAACAGAAAAACAUAUUGAAAGUUAAGAAAUGAGAGCAGAAAAUUUGGCAUUUAAAGAAAUCACAGAUCAUAGAUAAUAGGAGAAUUCUAGAGUCAAAAAUGAUUUAGCAUAAAUUUAAGAAGCAAAUAGAAAAUUAUAUGAAGAUAAACUUAGAUUAGAAACUGAAUUGUAAGCAUCAAAAGAUGAAAGAAAAAGGUAUAUAAUAUAUGUAUAUAUUAUAAGAUUAUUACAUGAUAGAGAAAUACUCAAUAAUACAUAUGAAGAUGUUUUAGAUAAAUUAAAUGAAAAAGAGAAGUCUUUAAGUUAAUUGCAAAAUGAUUAUGAUAAUCUUGAAAAAUAGAGUUUGAUCUACAAAGCUGAUGUUGAAAAUGUAAAAUAUUAACUCAAUAUAUUAAAUUAGAUUAAUAAUGAAUUAAAAACUAAGAAUGAAAAUUUAAAGUAUACGAGAAUGUAAUAUUAAGAAGCAUAGAAUUACAUUUCUUAAUUAUAAAAUGAUCUUGAAGAAAUCCAUAAAUAAAAGGAGAAAUUUAAAUAGGAAAGUUUAUUGUAUUAAAAAAAUUAUCAGUAAGAAGCAGAUACAUGCAUGGAAUUAAAUGCUUAAGUCAUUUAAUUAGAUCAAACGGUUAAACAUUAAGAAAAGACUAUAAUAGAAUAGAGAAAUGAAAUGGAACGUUUAAAAUCAUUACAUAUGGAAUGUCUUGAAACUACUGAAGAAUUGAGUCAUGAAUUAGAUCAAGUUAAACGAAUGAAUGAUUAAUUUGAAUAUUAACAUAGAGAAGUAUUAUUAUAUUUUAAUUUAUUAAGAUCAUGGAAGAACUUGACAAAAUGUCAUUAACAGAAGAAUAGGCUGCUAUGUCUAGAGCUAGUAAAUAUAAAGAAUUAAAAACUAAAUUAAUUAUGGGAACUAAGUAAUUAACAUAGUUCCAAUCUCCAUUUAAGAGAUUUUCUACUAAUAAAAAACCAUAAAUGAAACAAUAUGAAUUUUGA
Messenger RNA from Paramecium sonneborni, 1303 nucleotides. The record is from the annotation of a GenBank genome assembly. Lineage: Eukaryota; Ciliophora; Oligohymenophorea; Peniculida; Parameciidae.